Molecule: messenger RNA, 1653 nt
Organism: Acanthocheilonema viteae
Lineage: Eukaryota; Metazoa; Nematoda; Chromadorea; Rhabditida; Onchocercidae
Source: the annotation of a GenBank genome assembly
AUGGAUGCAUCAACAGCUAAUGAUGCAAUGGUUGUCGAAUUGCAAAUGUUAAUUGAUGAAAUGCGGUUGCAAGAUUUCGAUUCGAUCCGUUUUGCAACAUAUAGAUGUGCAUGCAAAUUACGCUUUAUCCAAAAAAAAACUAAUGUACAUCUCGUAGAUAUAUGGAAUAUGAUUGAAUCAUUCCGCGAAAACGGAUUAAAUGCACUUCCAGUUACUUCACAGGUGAAGAUCUCCAGAUUGGAAUUAUUGCUCGCAACAAUUUUUCAUAAUUUAAAUAAACGUUUACCCAGUGCACAACACAUCGAUACCGAUAAAUCUGUUUCACUUUUGCUUAGCUUUCUCGUCGGUGCGUAUGACAGACAACAAACUGGUCGUUUAACAGUGUUUGCUAUCAAAAUAGCUCUUGCUACAUUAUGUGCUGGUAAAUUAAUGGACAAAUUACGAUAUACAUUUUCGCAAGUAUCUAAUAGUAGCGGUACAAUGGAAUGGGAUAAAUUUUGUGGUUAUUUACAACAAGUUUUAGCCCUCGCCACAGCUGUUUUUGAAGGUCCAACAUUUGGUUAUACAGAAACAGCAGUGACACAAUGCUUUCAGAAGGAUCAACGGGUAAAUUUGAAUGCAUUUCUGGAUGUGAUGUUAGCUGAUCCUUGUCCGCCAUGUUUGAUGUGGCUACCAUUACUGCAUCGGAUGGCAAGUGUUGAGCAUGUUUAUCAUCCGGUUGUUUGUGAUGCUUGUCAGGUUCGGUCAUUUACUGGUUUUCGUUACAAAUGUCAGCGUUGCACGAAUUAUCAAUUAUGUGAGCAAUGUUUCUGGCGUGGACGGACAAGUUCAUCACAUUCCAAUGAACAUGAAAUGAAGGAAUAUUCCAGUUAUAAAUCACCGACCAAACAGUUAGCGCAUUCCAUACACAAAUCGUUGCGUUGUGUACCAGUGCCUAAUCGUUCCACACAUCCAAUAUUUCCAGAACGUCCAGAACGACCUCUUGAUCUCGCCAAUAUUUUGCCAAUAACGCCAACAACAUCUAGAAGACGACUUUCAGAAGGUCUAAAAGAUUGGAAAAAUCAAAUUUUGCCUGGACAAUAUCCAGUAACUAACGGCUCUACUAUGGAUGAUGAGCAUAAAUUAAUUGCUCGUUAUUCGGCUAAACUUUCCGGUCGGACACAGUAUCCAUUCGUUUUACCGAAAGAUCGAGCAACCAGUAUGGAUGAAAAUCUUAGUGAGAAAACAUUAAUCGCAAGACUGGAAGAAGAGAAUGGUGAAAUGAUGCGAGAAAUGGAAAUGUUGAAGCAGCAACAAGAAUUAGAAAAUACAGAUGAACAGCUGAAUAGUUUACGCGAACGAAAAGCUCAGCUUGAAGAAAAAAUGCGUAUUAUGCAACAAACACGACGACAACUAAUGCAGCAAUUAGAGCAAUCAAAAGGUGGAAGUAUGGGUGCUAUACCGGAAUCACUAACCGGCAUUGGAAGCCGUGUUUCGACCGCAUUCCGAGAUCGCGCAAUGCAAAGAGCUAGUUCAGUACCUGCAGCUCAGUUACAAGGUGAUCUGCUUCAUGCAGCUGAUGAUAUAACAAAUAACAUGAGCACAUUGCUCAGAGAACUUGGUCAAGCUCAAAAAGAUGUUGUAAAUGGUGAUAAUGGAACAGAAAGCGGUUAG